This is a messenger RNA of Pisolithus orientalis, 502 nucleotides long. RefSeq lists its product as uncharacterized. Bases 62 to 361 code for a protein of 99 amino acids. The record is from RefSeq and is a predicted model, not a curated record. NCBI's taxonomy places the organism in Eukaryota, Fungi, Basidiomycota, Agaricomycetes, Boletales, Pisolithaceae. The transcript has a single exon.
CUUCCUUGUCUGGUAUCCAGACUACUGUCCUUGCGUGGUGCGCCUACUUCCCUCUGCUGUCAUGCUUUGUGUCACGGGCGCACGACUCAGCCACACUUUUUAUUCUAUAGUUGUUCUCUGUCAGUGUUUUGCAUGUUUGUUGCUCCGUCUGCUGGAUCAAACAAGGCUAGGUCCCUUUCUGCUACGUGUGUGGUGUACCUCCUGUGCCGUUGACGCCUCCCCUGCUCGGUUUCAUGUGUAUCGCCCUUUCAACGAUGACAUUCACCGUGACAAUACUUUCCCAUUCCAUACUGCUCGUUGUUCGUAUCCAUAUCGAAGUUGCAAUCAUUGUGGUCCCCCGCCUCUUCUUUCACCAUCCUAAUCCCACGUCAUUUCAUAAACAUUUACGAGCGCCCAAACACUUCCGGCCUUUGGGCAUGGUCCCUCCCAACAUGAACGGUCCAGACACAUUCUGCGCGCGAAGUUGCGCAGGUUGUACACAAAAGCCCGUGAUACCGGACCC